AUGGAGGAUCCCUUCAGCCCCUCAACUUUCUCGCUGGCGCCCAACGUCUCCGUACCCGUCUUUCCCGGCUGGGGUCUCAACUUCACUUCGGAACAGGGAGCCCCGGCCCCGGGGCCGCCGCCGCCGCCUCCGCCGCCUCCCGGACCGCCCGGCCGCCGCGUCCGCCUGGUCUUCCUGGGGGUCAUCUUGGUGGUGGCGGUGGCCGGCAACAGCACUGUGCUGUGCCGCCUGUGCGGGGGUGCCGGGCCGUGGGCAGGCCCCAAGCGUCGCAAGAUGGACUUCCUGCUCGUGCAGCUGGCCCUCGCUGACCUGUACGCGUGCGGAGGCACCGCGCUGUCGCAGCUGGCCUGGGAGCUGCUGGGCGAGCCGCGCCGGGCGGCGGGAGACCUGUCGUGCCGCUUCGUGCAGCUGCUGCAGGCGUCCGGCCGAGGCGCCUCGGCCCACCUCGUGGUACUCAUUGCCCUCGAACGCCAGCGCACCGUGCGCCGGCCGCAGGGCCCGCCGCUGCCAGCGCGCGCCCUCGCCGCCCUGGGCUGGCUGCUGGCGCUGCUGCUGGCGCUGCCCCCCGCCUUCGUGGUGCGCGGGGGCGCCCCCUCGCCGCCACCCGCCGCGCCCUCGGCCCCCCGCGCUUGGUCCGGGGAGCGUCGCUGCCGUGACAUCUUCGCGCCUCUGCCGCGCUGGCACCUGCAGGUCUAUGCGCUUUACGAGGCCGUCGCGGGCUUCGUGGCGCCGGUCGCGGUCAUGGGCGUAGCUUGCAGCCGCCUGCUCUGCGCCUGGUGGCAGCGCCCGCCCCAGGCCCCGCCGCCUUCAGCGCCCUGGUGGGCGAGUCCCGGCCGAGCCCCUGCGCCCAGCGCGCUGCCACGCGCUAAGGUACAGAGUCUGAAGAUGAGCCUGGCGCUGGCGCUGCUGUUCGUGAGCUGCGAGCUUCCCUACUUCGCUGCCCGGCUGGCGGCCGUGUGGUCGUCGGGACAGGUGGGAGACUGGGAGGCCGAGGAAGUGGCGGCCGCGCUGCACCUCGUGGGAGUGGCCAACAGCGCUCUCGAUCCCUUCGUUUACCUCUUCUUCCAGGCAGGCGACUGCCGGCUCCUGCGGCGGCUGCGGAGGCGCCUGGGCGCAGUCUGCUGUUCGUGGGAGGGAACAGCGGAGGACGAUGAGGGGACGGGGGGCCACCAAGCGCUGCACCGCCACCGCUGGCCCCACCCCCAUUAUCACCACGCUAGACGCGAGCAGCCAGAAGAGGGCUGCUGGCGCCCACCUCCGCCUCGCCCCCGGCCGCUGCCCUGCUCCUGCGAAAGCGCUUUCUAGCUGCUCCAUGGCCACUCAGGUCACCGUCGCCGCCGCACGGCCUCCACGGAACACGCGGCGGGCCCGGGUCUAUCCAGAUCACAACGGGCAGGAGAGUCUCAGAUUGACCCUGAAGCUGUCCCCUUCCUACACUCUCUCUUUCUAAUGUUUACAUUUCCCUACACUUUUCCAGGUUCUUCUCUCCCUUUCAGUUCCUCUCACAUUUCCCAGUUUGGAGA
Messenger RNA from Prionailurus viverrinus (fishing cat), 1523 nucleotides. RefSeq names its product G protein-coupled receptor 150 (gene GPR150). Gene Ontology annotation, cellular component: membrane. The record is from RefSeq and is a predicted model, not a curated record. Lineage: Eukaryota; Metazoa; Chordata; Mammalia; Carnivora; Felidae. Gene Ontology annotation, biological process: G protein-coupled receptor signaling pathway. Gene Ontology annotation, molecular function: G protein-coupled receptor activity; peptide binding. The transcript has a single exon. Bases 1 to 1305 code for a protein of 434 amino acids.